Molecule: messenger RNA, 2755 nt
Organism: Equus quagga
Lineage: Eukaryota; Metazoa; Chordata; Mammalia; Perissodactyla; Equidae
Gene: PSAP
Product: prosaposin
Exons: 15
Coding region: 95-1675 (526 amino acids)
Biological process (GO): sphingolipid metabolic process
Cellular component (GO): lysosome
Source: RefSeq, a predicted model, not a curated record
UGCGCAGUGGGGGGCUUCGGGGGCGGGGCAGGUUUUAUAUCGGAGGACGAUCAGCUGACGCCCUGCAUUGCAGAGUGCGGAGUCAGCCGGCGCCAUGUACGCUCUCUUCCUCCUGGCUAGCUUCCUGGGUGCGGCUCUAGCCAGCCCUGUCCUGGGCCUGAAAGAAUGCACCAGAGGCUCAGCCGUGUGGUGUCAGAAUGUGAAGACGGCGGCUGACUGUGGGGCCAUCAAGCACUGCCUGCAGACCGUCUGGAACAAGCCAACGGUGAAAUCCCUUCCUUGUGACAUUUGUAAAGACGUCAUCACUGCAGCUGGAGACAUGUUGAAAGACAAUGCCACUGAGCAAGAGAUCCUCGUGUACUUGGAGAGGACCUGUGACUGGCUUCCUAAGCCAAACAUGUCUGCCUUGUGCAAGGAGAUAGUCGACUCCUACCUCCCCGUCAUCCUGGACAUGAUUAAAGGACAAAUGAGCCGUCCUGGGGAGGUGUGCUCUGCUCUCAAUCUCUGCGAGUCUCUUCAGAAACAUCUGGCAGAGCUGAAUCACCAGAAACAGCUUGAGUCCAAUAAGAUCCCGGAACUGGACAUGGCUGAGGUGGUGGCUCCCUUCAUGGCCAAUAUCCCCCUCCUCCUCUACCCUCAGGAUGGCCCCCACAGCGAGCCCCAGCCAAAGGCUGGCGGGGAUGUUUGCCAGGACUGCAUUCAGAUGGUGACUGACAUCCAGAAUGCUGUAAGGACCAACUCCACCUUUGUUGAGGCCUUGGUGGACCAUGCCAAGGAGCAGUGUGACCGCCUGGGGCCUGGCAUAGCCGACUUGUGCAAGAACUAUAUCAACCAGUAUUCUGAAAUUGCCGUCCAAAUGAUGAUGCAUAUGCAGGAUCAGCAACCCAAGGAGAUUUGUGGACUGGUUGGGUUCUGUGACGAGGUGAAGGAGAUGCCCCUGCAGACUCUGAUCCCUGGCAAAGUGGUCUCGGAGAACGUCAUCCCUGCCCUGGAACUGGUGGAGCCCAUUAAGAAGGACCUGGUCCAGGCGAAGGCAGAUGUUUACUGCGAGGUGUGUGAGUUACUGGUGAAGGAGGUGGUCAAGCUGAUCGACAACAGGACCGAGGAAGAAAUACUUCGCACUUUGGAUAAAGUUUGCUCAAAAUUGCCCAAAUCCUUAUCUGAGGAGUGCCAAGAGGUGGUGGACACUUACGGCAGCUCCAUCCUGUCACUCCUCUUGCAGGAGGCGAGCCCUGAAUUAGUGUGCAGAUUGAUCCAUCUCUGCUCCCCCCAGGAGCUGCCUGCACUGACUGCACACGUGGCUCAGCUGAAGGACGGUGGCUUCUGUGAGGUGUGCAAGAGGCUGGUUAGCUAUUUGGACCGCAACCUGGAGAAAAACAGCACAAAGGAGCAGAUCCUGGCUGCUCUUGAGAAAGGCUGCAGCUUCCUGCCUGAGCCAUACCAGAAGCAGUGUGAUCAGUUUGUGACUGAGUACGAGCCCGUGCUGGUGGAAAUCCUGGUGGAGGUGAUGGAGCCGUCCUUCGUGUGCUUGAAAAUUGGAGCCUGCCCCACAGCCCAUAAGCCUCUUUUGGGAACUGAGAAGUGUGUCUGGGGCCCAAGCUACUGGUGCCAGAACAUGGAGUCAGCAACCCAGUGUAAUGCUGUCGAGCAUUGCAAACGUCACGUGUGGAACUAGAAGGAAUGUUCCAUCUUGGAGAAACUGCAGCAUCUUUUCCUACUUGUGUGUCUGGGGGAACGAACACAGCUCUGUUGACUUUGUUAUAAAAAUAGGACCCCCUUUCCCUCACUCCAUUUAUCAUCUCCCUUAUUGUAGCAUUGCUGUCAGCGCAGGAGGCACCAGGCCUGCUGCUGACAUAGCUGCCUCAGUGUCCCUUUUCUCUGCUAGACAGAUGAUGACAUACUGUGUACUGGAGGUCUGUCAGUCUGCUCUUGCAUGGUGGUUACCUGGAGGAGGAGAGGGGGCUCUGGCUGCUGGCAUGAGCCAGAGCUGCUUGACAGAGGCCGUCCAUCCUCUUGGCUGGGGCCUUGUUCGGAGGCCUCCACCUACCCUAAGGAGGGCCCUCUCCUUCCUGGGCCUGUUGGCUGCUGUACAAAGAAGCAAAACAAAGGCUGUUUUAUAUGAAAGAUUAGAGGCUCAGAACAUUCAGGAUUUUUAAGCAGCAUAGUUCUCACUGUAGUAGAGGUUUUGGAAGCAGCUACUCAGGAGACCUGGGUGGGGCUGGGGUUCUCUGUCCCUGGGUCAGCCUUUGAUUCCGCUUUCCUGUGUCUUUCCUGCUGCCUCCUCAUUGGGGUUGUGUGGGUGUGGGGAGGAGGGGGCAGUCUGCCUGACUGUAACCUGCUGGCACUCUGUGGAGGUCCUGUGGGCCUGGCUUGUGUGUGAGCGUUUGGGACAGCGGUGACCACCUCAUGCUUGCUCUUGUGUCCACCUGGCUGCUGAGGCCCUGCUGUGUCUCUGCGCUGCUGCCCACCAUUGCUCUGGGCAGUCAGUCCCCUCCCCUCUGACCCUCGUUUCGUAGAUGUUCUUUUUGACCUUUAGUAAAUGUGGAUGACACGUCAUGAGCCCCUGGCUACCGGGUGGCGGGCCUGCUCUCUGGGGACCGUGGCUGCCACUCUGCUGCUUCUCCUGUUUGGCUCCAUCUUCUGUUCCACUUCUGGUUGCCAGGAAACAACGAGACGCAGUUGCUGUAAGACUUAAUGAUUUUGUUUGUUUUGCACUAAAGUUUCUGUGAUUUAACAAUAAAAUCUGUCAUCCAGA